Molecule: messenger RNA, 3129 nt
Organism: Eimeria necatrix
Lineage: Eukaryota; Apicomplexa; Conoidasida; Eucoccidiorida; Eimeriidae
Exons: 8
Coding region: 1-3129 (1042 amino acids)
Biological process (GO): chromatin remodeling; regulation of DNA-templated transcription
Cellular component (GO): chromatin; nucleus
Molecular function (GO): ice binding
Source: RefSeq, a predicted model, not a curated record
AUGCAUGCAGGCGCAGGGGCCCCCGGGGGGCCCCCCUGGCAGGAGUUGGGGGGCCCCCAACAGAGCACUGGGGGGGCCCCCCAGGGGGCCCCCCUAGGGGCCCCCAAGGGGGCCCCCUGGGGGCCCCCUGGGGGCCCCCCUAGCAAAGGGGAAGACCUGACUCUAAUUGAGGGUUUAGUUUUGAAGUGCAGGGUUUUGGGGAAGGGCCUGGCCUUUGCUGAUGUGCAGGGCGCGGGAAACACCCCCGCGUUGGUGAACAGUUUGUUGACUUCGCUGUGCAACAUUUCGCCCUUCUUUAGGGUGACCCGUGUGGCAGCAGCAGCAGCUUUGGAUGAGAAGUUUAUAAUGGAAGAGACAAACGGGGAAAUGCAUGAGGAGACAGAAGCUGCUGCUGCUGCUGCUAAUGCUGCUUCAGCAGCAGCAGCAGCAGCAGCAACGGCAACAAAGGCAGCAGCAGCAGCAGCAGCAGCAGCAGCAGCAGCAAGCCAACAUGGAGGGGACACUGUGCAGCUGCUGUUCUCAGCUGCAGAAUACUGGGGGCCCCACGAGCUUACAGCAGCAGCAGCAACAGCAGCAGCAGCAACAGCAGCAGCAGCAACAGCAGCAACGGCCGAUGCAGCAGCGACAGCAGCAGCAGCAGAGGAAGCAACUUCAGCAGCUCCAGCAGAAACUUCAGCUCCAGACGAUGGAGCAGCAAAAGCAGCAGCAGCAACAGCAGCAGCAGCAACAGCAACAGCAGCAACAGCAGCAACAGCAGCAGCAGCAACAGCGGCAGCAGCAGCAGCAGCAACAGCAGCAGCAACAGCAGCAGCGCCUCUCAGUGCUGCUGCAGCAGUCCCCACCAAUCCAGACAGCAGCAGCAGCAGCAGCAGCAACAGCAGCAGCAGCAGCAGCAGCAGCAGCAGCAGCGAAGCAGAGGCCUUAUCUUUUGCUGCUGUGCUGCAGCUGCUGCCGCAGCUACAAGCCAUUCGAACAACUCCAAACUACUUCGCCUUUACCCGCACACUUUCUCUCUACCAAAAGGGGGCCCUCAAACCCCUGCAGGCUUUGGGGGCCCUGGGGGGCCCCAGUACCCUUUUGGGGGCCCUGGAGUCUUUGGGGGCCCCCAGUACCCUUUUGGGGGCCCCGGGGCCUCUGGGGGCCCCCAGUACCCUUUCGGGGCCCCUGGGGGCCCCCGGGGCCCCCUGUGCCCUUUCGGGGGCCCGCGGGGCCCCGGGGGGCCCCCCGGGGGGCCCCCCUGGGGGCGGGGGGCCCCCCAGUACCCUCUUGGGGGCCCUUUUGGGGGCCCCCAAAGCUGUAAUAAAAGCCCUUGCGAGAAAUGCUGCUGGACUAAAAAGAGAAAAAAAUAAAAGACAAAAACUCAGUGCAGCAGACAAGGCUUUUCUUGAAGAGGCUGGCUGGCUGCGGGCGCAGUGGCCCAUCACAGCAGUGCCCACAGAAGAAGAAACUGCAGCAGCAACAAAAGAGAUAUUAAAAUCCAUUUUAAAACAAAACUUUUUCCAAACAAACAAACCAAACAAUUCCCCAAACAAAAUGACUUUUGAACCCCCCUCGGGGGCCCCCUGGGGGCCCCCCCAGGGGGGCCCCCAAGAAGCCCCUUGCGGGGCCCCUGGGGGGCCCCCCAACGGGGCCCCCCUAGGGGCCCCUGGCCCUGGGGGCCCCCCAGGGGCCCCUGAAGGGGGGGGCCCCCCGGGGGCCCCUGACUGUGGGGCCCCCUUGGGGGCCCCCUUCUCAGGGGGCCCCCCAGGGGCCCCCACGGGUUUGUUUGUGGGGCCGGGUGGGUCUGAGGGGCCCCUCUGGGGGCCCCCCCCAGGGGGGGGCCCCCCUUCGGGGGGGGCCCCCCGGGGGGCCCCCCAGGGGGCCCCCCAGGGGGCCCCCCAGGGGGCCCCCCAGGGUCAUAUUUUGGGGGAUUUUGAGGAGAAGAAAAGGAGAGAAAGAGAAAGAAAAGAAAUGGAUUGGAUUUUGGAAAAGAAGGGGCCCCAAAUAGGAUGGUUUAUGGACAGAAUAAAGGGUAUUUAUGAAGAAAAAAGAAAAAGAAAAGACUUCUGCUGCGUGCAGCAGCAGCAGCAGCAGCAGCAGCAGCAGCAGCAGCAGCAGCAGCGGCAGCGGCAGCAGCAGCAGCAGCAGCAGCAGCAGCAGCAGCAGCAGGAGCAGCAGCAGCAGCAGCUUCUGCAACUGGGGCCCCUGGACUUGGUGUUGGCUUUGCAUGCAUGCGGGGGCCUCUCCGACAGCAUUUUGUCUUUUUGUUUAUCUUUUUCUGUUUCUUUUUUGGUUUGCUGCUGCUGCUUCUCGAAGCACAAGCAGCAGCGGCAGCAAACGCUGCUCCCGCUGCUGCUGCGGGGGGCCCCUGCUGCUGCUGCUGCUGCUGCUGCUGCUGCUGCUCAAGUUUGCCUCUUCUGCGCCCCUCAGUACCCUCUGGGGGGCCCCUGGGGGCCCCCCUGCCCCCACAGCAGCAGCAGCCGCAGCAGCAGUGCUGCAGCAGAUUUCAAGCAGCAGCAGAAGCAGCAGCAGCAGCAGCAGCAGAAGCAGCAACAGCAGCAGCAGCAGCAGCAGCAGCUUGCAGGGGGGGCCCCCAAGGGGGCCCCCCAACAACCCUUGGGGGCCCUUCAAACAAAUGCAGAAGGGGGGCCCCCCAGAGGGGGGCCCCCACUAGAUCUGGGGGGCCCCCCUAAAAGGGGGGCCCCUCUAGAUUAUGUUCCUGAUGAUGAGCAGCUCAGUACCCUGUUUAGGCUCGCAGACAGCACAGACCCGGAUGUGCAGCCAAUUGCUGCUGCCACUGCGAUGGCUUGGAGAGCAGCAGCAGCAAAAGCAAUAGCAGCAGCAAAAGCAGCAGAAGCAGCAGCAGCAGCAGCAGCAGCAGCAGCAGCAGCAGCAGCAGCAGCAGAUGCAACAGCCAAGACUGAAGAGCCUGCCCUCCAGGGGGGCCCCCCCGGGGGGCCCCCAAGCCGGGGGGCCCCCCUAGAGGGUACUGCUGGGUGCGAGUGUGGGGCCCCCCGGCCCCUGGGGGCCCCCCUGGGGGCCCCCCUAGGGGGGCCCCCCGGACUGGACUUUGAGUGCCAUUUGCUUUCUUUUCCUUCUUCUUUCUCUUCAAAGAAUCUUGUCCUUUUCGGACAGUUCAAACAAAAGUAA